AUGACAGACACAAAUUCAAGCAUUGGAAAUUUGGUUCCUAAAGAAAGUGAAGACAAAUCUGCAAGAUUUACAAAUGAAGCAAAAUUACCUUCCCAAUCAGUCUGUAAUAGAUUAGAGGCGUUAAUUUAUUACCCAUCAGAACUCAUUUUAGCUGAAGCAGCAUUGGUAACUUUGCAAAAUGACUAUUACCAAAAAGCUGCAAUAACAGUAUUGAAUAAUACAAUUUCUACAGGUGGAAUAGUUAAUGCUGGUGACCAAGGAGAGCUUGCAUGA
Entrophospora sp. SA101 is the source of this 273-nucleotide messenger RNA. NCBI's taxonomy places the organism in Eukaryota, Fungi, Glomeromycota, Glomeromycetes, Entrophosporales, Entrophosporaceae. The record is from the annotation of a GenBank genome assembly.